UUUUUAAGCUGUGUGUAAGUCCCAAAAAUAACUCGAAAACAUUUGAAUAUCAAAUUUUCAAAAUUUGGUCAAAUUUCAUGGUCAAACAAAUAAUUGAAAAUAAAUUUUCAAAAUCUGGCCAAAUGUUAGCUAAGUUUUGUGGAUUGUUCCAAAAUUUUUCUUAGAGCUAGCUUCUGCAAUAUAAACUCUUACGUUGGUCUAUUUUGUGCAAGCAAAGAAUUGGUCAUAAAAAGAAGAUAAUUUCCUUGCAUUUUAAAACUUUCCUUGAUUUUCAUCUAAUUACUUUUCUCUUUGCUUAAUAAAACAAGAAAGGAAGUGCAAAUUUUUCCUUUCCUUUCCACUUCCCAUAGUUACCGCUUACCAAACAAGUUAAGAAGCUAAAGUAAAAUGCUUUCUCACCAAAAGAGGAAAGAAAAAUUAACUUAAAUUAUGACCUACCCAACCACUUUAAUUAAAAAUAGCCGGUGGAUGUAUAAUAUAAAUAUUUAUAUUUCAUGUAUGCCAGUUAAAAAAGUAAACAAUGAAUCCGAUCAGCUAUUUGUGUAAAGAUCCUUUCACGAAAAACUAACAAUAAUGAUUUAUACUAAAUUUAUAUGAUACUACCUCCGUUAUAUAUUAAUUGUCUACUUUUUCCUUUAUAUAUCCCUUAAAAGAUUAUAAUUUGAGACGACUAAUAUAGAACGGAGCGAUUAAUCUAAACAUUCUUUUUAUAGAAAAAAGAAAGAAUUCAUUAGUGGGAAAACCAAAAGUGCAAGACGGCAAAUCCAUAUUUAAGGUACCUUGCCACAUUUAGAAAAUCCAAUAUUUCCUUCCAAUAUUUUUCCUUCCAAAUUAGGUAGUAUUAUUAAUUAAUUACCAUUUACCCAAAAAUUCAAACUAACCAUAUUAUAUUAUUACUAUAUAAGAGUUGAUGAAUCAGCUCACAUUGGCAAUUUAACAUUCAUUGUAUAUUUGUAUAAAAGAGAAAUUAAACUAAGACACUUUUUAUCCCUUUUCUUUCUCCCUUUUUUUAAAAAAUAAAAUUUCUUAGGGUUUUCAAACUUUAUAAGAAAAAAAAAAUGGGAAGAGGGAAAAUAGAGAUGAAGAAAAUUGAAAACAUAAGCAGCAGACAAGUAACAUUUUCAAAAAGAAGGGCAGGACUUUUCAAGAAAGCAGAAGAAUUGUCUAUUCUUUGUGAUGCUGAAAUUGGUGUUAUUGUUUUCUCCAAUACUGAUAGGCUUUAUAAAUUUGCUAGCUCCAAAUCCAGCAUGGAAAAAAUUGUGGAUAGAUAUAACAAUUCUUCACAUUCUUCUGAGUAUCCUAUCGUCGAAAAUGUGGCAGAGCCUGAAUUGAAUUCCUUGAAAGCUGAAGUUGCAAAAUUACGAAAGGCUACCGGGAGGAUGAUGGGGAAAGAACUUGAUGGACUGGACUUCAAAGAGUUGCAGCAAUUAGAGCAUCAAUUAACUGAAGGCAUUUUAUCUGUUAAGAAUAAGAAGGAACAAGUACUACUGGAGCUACUUGAAAAAUCAAAUAUGCAGAUUGAGGAACUUGGACACAAAUCCUGUAAGCACUAUCCUGAAAAUUAUCAAGCAGCAAGGAAAAUUUCUGGUGGAAAUUCAACAGUAAUUUGUGAUUAUAAAUCAGUCAGAGAAGAAAAUUCAGACACUUCUUUAAGCUUAGGACUAUCAGUUGCUACAAGUCAGAAGAAGAAAAAUCCAAAGAUUGAAUGCACUUCAAAUGAUUCUGAGAAUUUAAUGAUUUUAGAUUAAUAAUUUCCGGAUUACAAACUCACAUUUUUCAUAAUAUUAGUAGUUGUGUUGAAGUCUUUAGGCAAUUUGCCCUCCCUAUAAUUCCAUGUUACUAGAAAGUUGUAAGACCAUCACAUUAUUGUUGUGUAUUUGUUUUGUUUUCUAUUCAAAGUCUAGUAUCCACUUUGAGAUUGUGAUUAAUUACGGGUUUGUGUCAUGUAAGAUUCA
This is a messenger RNA of Solanum dulcamara, 1955 nucleotides long. RefSeq names its product MADS-box transcription factor 23-like. Bases 1059 to 1748 code for a protein of 229 amino acids. Gene Ontology annotation, biological process: positive regulation of transcription by RNA polymerase II. NCBI's taxonomy places the organism in Eukaryota, Viridiplantae, Streptophyta, Magnoliopsida, Solanales, Solanaceae. The record is from RefSeq and is a predicted model, not a curated record. Gene Ontology annotation, molecular function: RNA polymerase II cis-regulatory region sequence-specific DNA binding; protein dimerization activity; DNA-binding transcription factor activity, RNA polymerase II-specific. The transcript is spliced from 7 exons. Gene Ontology annotation, cellular component: nucleus.